AUGCCUCCCCCCAGACUCUUCGCUCUCUUCACCCGGCGCAAUGUCAUCGCACUGGUCUUGUGGGUAGGGACGGCCCUCCUCAUAUUCAAUCUCUAUUAUCGAGGCUCUUACCAGUCCGCCAAAGACUGGCUUCAUCGGCCUGGCCCUGCACAUGCGCCGUUUACGCCGCCCCCAAUUCCUGUAGAUGAUGGUCUUUUCCACUGGCAGAAACUCCCGGUCCAUUACCCAGUCACAUCUUUGAUCCCCCUGCCAUCGGGAGCUGCCAGGCCAAUUCCCACCAUCCAACAUCCAGCCUCGCAAGAAGAUACGCAGGCAAAGGCCGUCCGUCUUGAGCGUUUGGCCGCAGUUAGAGACGCCUUCCAACAUGCGUGGGUUGGGUACAGGAACUACGCCUGGAUGGCAGACGAGGUCGGCCCCUUGUCAGGAGAACGCCACAAUCCCUUUGGCGGAUGGGCAGCAAGUCUAGUGGACGCCUUGGACACGCUCUGGAUCAUGGACAUGAAGGAGCAAUUCGAAGAUGCCGUGGAGGCGAUUGGCGAACUCGAUUUCACCACCACCGAGGAAACGACGCUGAAUGUUUUCGAAACGACGAUCCGAUAUCUGGGCGGGCUGCUGAGUGCGUAUGAUCUGUCGGGCGCAAAGUACCCAUCGCUGCUUGCAAAGGCGGUGGAACUCGGGGAGAUGUUAUUGGUGGCAUUCGAUACUCCGAAUCGCAUGCCUAUCACUAGGUGGGACUGGAAGAAAGCCCGAGACGGCGGGUUGCAAGAAGCAGAUUCGAAUGUUCUGGUCGCCGAAUUGGGAUCAAUGACGCUCGAACUUACCCGUCUAUCCCAAACCACCGGAGAUGGACGCUUUUAUGAUGCUGUGCAGCGUGUUAUGGACGAAUUCGACAAGCAACAGAUGAAGACGAAGUUGCCGGGGAUGUGGCCGAUCACAGUCAACGCCCGCGACCUCGACUUCAUUAGUGACACUUCAUACACCCUCGGCGCGAUGGCGGAUUCGGUCUACGAAUAUCUGCCAAAGCAACAUAUGCUCCUCGGAGGCCGCACCGAGCAGUAUCGCAAGCUCUACCUAAACGCAGCAGCCACCUUCAAAGAACACAACUUCUACCGUCCCAUGACAAUCGACAACGCCGACAUCCUCUUCUCCGCCCUCGUGCAGAAAGCAGGCGAAGGGAGGCCCGCAAUCCUCGACAACUCCAUGCAACACCUCGUCUGCUUCGCCGGCGGCAUGGUAGCCAUCGGCGCCAGAAUCUUCUCCCGCUCCGACGACCUCGCCAUCGCGCGCAGACUCGUCGACGGCUGCAUCUGGGCCUACCAGAGCAUGCCGAACGGCCUCAUGGCCGAAGUCACGCACCACAUCGCCUGCGACAACGCGCAAAGCUGCGAGUGGAAUGAAACGCGCUGGUACGAGGAGCUCGCGCGCCAGGACUCCGCCGACUCCAAUGGCGUCUCAGGCGCUGCGUACGAAGCGCGCGUCCGCACUCGCAUCCGCACCCACCGUCUCCCGCCGGGCUACGUCGCCAUCGAUGACACGCGCUACAUCCUGCGCCCGGAAGCCAUCGAGUCGCUCUUCAUCUGGUACCGCAUUAGCGGCGACCGAACAUACCAAGACAAGGCGUGGGCCAUGUUUCAAAGCAUUGACAAGCAUACGCGGACGAGCAUUGCGCAUGCUGCUCUGGACGAUGUCACGGCUAGCCCGCCGACGCAGGCGGAUCGCAUGGAGAGCUUUUGGAUGGCGGAGACGCUGAAGUAUUUCUAUUUGACGUUUGCCGAGCCUAGUCUGGUGAGCUUGGAUGAGUUUGUGUUUAAUACAGAGGCGCAUCCAUUUCGCAGGCCGGGGAGGUGA
Molecule: messenger RNA, 1848 nt
Organism: Neohortaea acidophila
Lineage: Eukaryota; Fungi; Ascomycota; Dothideomycetes; Mycosphaerellales; Teratosphaeriaceae
Product: glycoside hydrolase
Exons: 2
Coding region: 1-1848 (615 amino acids)
Biological process (GO): carbohydrate metabolic process; N-glycan processing
Cellular component (GO): Golgi membrane; endoplasmic reticulum
Molecular function (GO): calcium ion binding; mannosyl-oligosaccharide 1,2-alpha-mannosidase activity
Source: RefSeq, a predicted model, not a curated record